AUCUCUAGCUUUGCUUAAGGUUCAUCUCUUUGUUUAUAUCUGAAGGAAAACAAUCUCUAUGGAUUUAGAAUAUGUAGAUGAGAUCUGAACAAUGGAAAACUGAGAGAGAGAAGAUGCAAAUACUUAGACAAGCUCUAAGUUCAGCAACCACAGCUGUUCUCCUCACCUCAGAAAAUGCCCUUAUUUUUUAUGCAGGUCACCACCAAUGAUACAUUAUCCACAGGGAUGGAUUGCCUGCCCUUCUACCGCUCAUCUCCUGCGUGCGGCACUGGUGAUCAUGAUAUUCUUUUUGGAAAUAUAUCAGUGCUAAAUCCAAGACAACAGAUCAAUGGCUUAACUUCUUUCCUUGAUGCUUCUACAGUCUAUGGCAGUACUCCUGCUGUUGAAAACAAACUGAGGAAUUUAACAAGUGAAGAAGGUCUUCUUAGAGUAAACCUUAUAUAUUACGAUAACCAUCGGGAAUACCUGCCUUUUACAGACCGGAUCCCAUCACCUUGUGCACAGGACUCAAAUGCAAGUGAAGGGGAAAGGAUUGAAUGCUUUCUGGCCGGAGACAGUCGAUCCAGUGAGGUCACUUCUCUGGCUGCUAUGCACACGCUGUGGCUGAGGGAACACAACCGCCUGGCCCGAGCCCUCAAACGUAUCAACAGCCACUGGAGCGCGGAGGCAGUCUACCAAGAAGCACGAAAAAUUGUUGGUGCUCUGCAUCAGAUUAUUACUUUAAGAGAUUACAUUCCCAAAAUCAUUGGUCCAGAUGCCUUUAAUAUGUAUAUCGGCCUUUAUACAGGUUAUGAUCCCACAGUGAAUCCUACAGUUUCUAAUGUAUUUUCAACAGCUGCUUUUCGUUUUGGUCAUGCAACAAUCCAACCAAUAGUAAGGCGACUGAAUGCACAGUAUUUAGAUGAUCCUGAACUCCCAAAUCUUCAUUUGCAUGAAGUUUUCUUUAGUCCUUGGAGGCUCAUUAAAGAAGGAGGUUUGGAUCCUUUACUAAGAGGUCUUCUAGCACAUUCAGCAAAACUGCAGGUGCAAGAUCAACUGCUGAAUGAGGAGUUAACAGAAAAACUCUUUGUAUUGUCAAAUAAUGGUUCACUUGAUUUAGCAUCAUUAAAUUUACAGCGUGGCCGUGAUCAUGGACUCCCAGGUUAUAAUGAAUGGCGAGAAUUCUGUGGUUUACCAAAACUGGAAACUCACACUGACCUGAAUACAGUAAUAAUGAAUCGCAAUGUCACUGAAAAAAUCAUGGAAUUGUACCAUAAUCCUAGCAAUAUUGAUGUUUGGCUUGGCGGUCUGGUAGAAGACUUUAUUCCAGGUGCUAGAACCGGUCCCCUCUUUGCAUGUAUAAUUGGAAAGCAGAUGAAAGCACUAAGGGAUGGUGACCGAUUUUGGUGGGAAAAUGAUAAUGUUUUCACAGAAGCUCAAAAGCGUGAACUCAAAAAACACUCAUUGUCCCGCGUGAUUUGUGACAACACAGGAAUUACUGAAGUGCCAGCAGAUGCCUUUCAACUUGGAAAGUUUCCACAGGAUUUUAAGCAUUGUAACAAUAUACCUGGAAUGAAUUUAGAAGCUUGGCAAGAAUUUUAUCAGGAAGAGGAACUAUGUGGAACACCAAAGAGUGUGGAAAAUGGUGAUUUUGUAUACUGUUCAGAAUUUGGAAAAACUACAGUGACUUAUACAUGUCACUAUGGAUUUCAAUUACAAGGAGAAGAGCAACUAACCUGCACAAGUAAAGGAUGGAACUUUGAGGCUCCCAUUUGUAUAGAUAUCAAUGAAUGUGAAAAUAAAAUUAAUCCACCAUGCCCUCCUUCUUCUACAUGCAUUAACACUGAAGGCAGCUACAAAUGUCUCCAUACUGAUCCUUACAAGCUGGCAGAAGAUGGAAGAACAUGCAUUGGUAAUGCUUGUGAACAUACUGUCCAUUAGAACUUUCUCUGUUUUCUUUUAUAAUGCUGUAAAAAAAUCAUAAAACUGAGAUUUAUCGAAGAGUUGUUAACAUAUGUGAAAAACCUCUACGGAACUAUGGGCUUAAAGGCACAGUCAGAUUCUGUAAAUAAAGGUAUUGGAUAAAUAAUACAGACAGAGAAAUAAGCUUUUCAUUGUCCAUUCCUACUGUAUAAAAUCCACUGUUUUCCUUAUGGUGAUACCUUAACCCUUUCAGAGCUAGAAGAAAUCAUGCAUUUUCUUGGGUUUUUUCAGCUUUUCAGCAUGUUAAUUUGAGCCACUCAGAGUUUCAUCUGAAUCAGAAAAUAGAAAAAAAACCCACCUAUUUUUCAGAUGUUUCUUCUCUUUAUUAUUUACAAUUUAUUCCUUUUUCCAUUCAGCCAUGCUUACAUUAAAUUACACCUUUAAAUCCAGAGACCAAAACCUGCUCUCAGAUUAAUUUAAGAGGUUAGUACACUGGUGUUGAGUGCAACAAGGAUUUUACGAGGUCACUACACUAGCAUGAAUAUGAGGCAGCUCCAAAUAUAAGGUAAAUUUUAUAUUUCAAGGGAGCAAGCAGAAAGUGCUUAGUCAGUGCUGCUGUGUCAAGUGAUCAUUAUCCCAGACCAAGUCAAAUAUGUUUUUCAGAGCUUCAUUUGCCUUCCAACAGGUCAAAAAAAAUGGGUGCAAGUACAGCCACCAAGGCCAUUGCUGUAUGUCUACCAUGUAAGGUUAGCACCUUCCUUUAGAUCUCAGUUAAUGAAGUAGUUUGUUAUGUCCAUGGACCUAUCCUUCCAUGCUAUGCUAAGGCUUGAAUUGUUGAAGCUCUAGAGUCAGUCAUAACAGUUUCUGCGAUGUAACACACAUUGCUUCCUCUUACAUUUUAAAGCUAUGGAAGAAAACGUCCAUUUAGGAAAUGAUUGGCAAAAGCUGGCAAAUGAUUACCUGGGUCUCACUUGCAUUCUUUUAUAGAAACAAUGAGACUUGCUUUACAGAAUCUCUGCCAUAACUACAUUUUAAACUGAUUGGUCAAUUUGAAAUCAUGCCAUUAAUUCAGCUGAUAAUUCUUUAAGCCACUGUAGAGUAUCAGACAUUGCAUAUUGGCUAUAACUUCUAUUGUCAAACUAACACAAAUAUUGAAAAACUUUAAAAAGAUAUCACUCCCCUUCUUAGGUUCAAGCAUGAAGUUGUAACUGUUCUUUACCUCAUUGCCUCUUUACCUGCUCGCUGGGAGCCUCUAGUAGGUGUCCAUUGCCUCUUGUCCUGUCACUGGGCACCACUGUAAAGAGCUUGGCUCCACUGUCUUUGCACCCUUCCUUCAGACAAAUUGAUAAUUUCCCCCGAGUCUUCUCUUCUCAAAGCUAAACAGUCCCAGAGCUCUCAGCCUUUCUUCAUAGGAGAGGUGCUCUAGACUCUGAUCAUCUUUGUGUCCCUUCUCUGGGCUCUCUCCAAUAUGUCCAUGUGUCUGUUGUACUAAGGAGCCUAGUCCUGCACACAGGACUCCAGAUGAUGCCUCACCAGUGCUGAGCAGAGGGGAAGGAUCAUCUCUCUUGACCUGCUGGAAAUACUCUGCUUAAUGCAUCCUAGGAUGCCAUUAGUUGCUUUUUCAUCGAGGUUUCAUUGCUGGCUCAUGUUCAAGUUGGUGUCCAUGUGAACCCACAGGUCCUUCUCUGCCAAGCUGCUUUCCAGUCAUUUGCUAGUGUGUAGUGGUGCCUGGGGUUAUUCCUUCCCAGAUGCAGGAGUCUGUAUUUCCUCUGUUGAACUUUGAGGUGCCUGUCAGCCCAUUUAUCUAAUCUAUUGAGGUUCCUGGGCAACCUGCUGUAGAUGAUCCUACUUAAACAGGAAGAUUUGACUAGCUUAUCUCAAAAGGUUCCUUCCAGCCUCAAUGACUUUUUGAUUCUGUGAUUAGGUAUGGAGAAAAGGAGCGGGAUUUUAGCAGUGUUUUAUAUGGUUUCUCUGUAAAUUGCGGUUCUUAUCAUGCUAGUGUGCAUUGAGAAAUAAGUAGUCAAUUAGCUACUUGACAGUAGAUUGCUCCAAAAAAUAUUUGUAAUAAUAAGUGCAAGGAAAAUGUUACAGCCAACUGUGUUCUAGUUCAUUUAA
Messenger RNA from Pipra filicauda (Wire-tailed manakin), 4017 nucleotides. RefSeq names its product thyroid peroxidase (gene TPO). Gene Ontology annotation, molecular function: peroxidase activity; calcium ion binding; heme binding. The record is from RefSeq and is a predicted model, not a curated record. Lineage: Eukaryota; Metazoa; Chordata; Aves; Passeriformes; Pipridae. Bases 175 to 1920 code for a protein of 581 amino acids. Gene Ontology annotation, biological process: response to oxidative stress. The transcript has 7 exons.